Messenger RNA from Agrilus planipennis (emerald ash borer), 1863 nucleotides. Its product is annotated as protein RRNAD1-like. The record is from RefSeq and is a predicted model, not a curated record. NCBI's taxonomy places the organism in Eukaryota, Metazoa, Arthropoda, Insecta, Coleoptera, Buprestidae. The transcript is spliced from 10 exons. The coding region runs from base 299 to 1720 and encodes 473 amino acids.
CUUUGCAAGACAACUACCUGAAAAUAUAAAAGUAAUGUUUUUAUAAACAGUUAUGGGAAAUGUGGACACUAAAAUAUUUUCAAUAAUUGUGAAUUAUCUAAAAGUUAACUAGAUGGUUAAUUAGUUUCUAUUUGUGGUUUUGAAAAUCGUGGAGUGAUUAUUACAUCUCAGGCUCUACUUUGUGAUAUAAAAUUUCUAUAUUUUCCCAAACGAACUAACUUAAACAGAAGUAUAUAUUUAUAAGGUGCAAGAAUACUAGAUUAAAGAAGUUAUAAACCAUUUAAUUUGAAUAUGCAACAUGCAAGGAUUACCAAGAAAUAUGAAUAAGUGGGAUAUAAACGAUGUGUGUAACACAAUUUCCAGAAGUCAUAAAAUUUACCAGCAUUUUGAUUGGUUGCUUAAUGCUUAUGUUCUGGACUUUUUUACUGAAAAUCAUUGGAUAAAGUUACCAAGAAGUUGGAAGGAAUAUUUAGAAAAAAUUGAGCCAGAAGACAUGAGUAAUAUGUUAAACCUAAAUGAAGAUUUACAUUGCAAUAUAGUAAUACCUUUAUCAUUGUUGACUUUACGUGCUAUAGUUAGAAAGUAUCAUAUAAAUAGAAAGCCAAAGACUAUACAAAUAAAUAGUGCAAGUAACUUUUAUUUAAAUGAAUUUCUGAAGAAUAUUGAAAUAGGAAAGUCAUUUUGGAAACAUGUCAAACAAAAGAAAAAACAUGAAAUCAAAAAAAUGGCUGAAUGUUGUUAUCAGGUGGCUAUAAAUACUAGUUGUUUUAAUGUGAUUGAUAUUGGAUCAGGUUUGGGGCAUUUAAGCCGUCUGUUAUCAUUUGGAUAUGGUCUCCGAGUAUGUUCUGUUGAUGCACAAUCUCAGCUAAUUAACCAGGCAAGGAAAUUGGAUGAAGAAUUUGAAAAAAAUCUCAAGAAUAAUUUAAUAUGUAUUGAAAAUAGAAAGCCUUUUCAUAUAAAUAUGAAAAUUGAAGAAGUUUCAGAUAUAUCUAAAAUUUUAAAGAUUAUAGGCUCAAAAGAAAUAUUCAGUUCUGAUUCCAAAAAUAAAUUACAAUUUGGAAUUGUCGGAUUGCAUCCAUGUGGCGAUUUGGGCACAACUUUACUAAAAAUGUUCAAUGAUUGCCCUCAUGUGCGUUUUAUUAAUAUCGUAAGCUGCUGCUAUAUGAAACUGUCAACAACGGAUAAUAAUUUACCUGAAUGUAAAAUCGGAUUUCCGUUAAGUAAUUAUUGUUUAAAAAAAAAAUACACAUUAUCAUAUUAUUCUCGAGAAAUAGCCUGUCACGCAAUAGAAAUGUAUACAAAACGACUUAAGGAAGGACAUUAUUGGAAACUAAAAAUUCACGCUUACAGAGCAACUAUAGAGAAAUUAAUAACAAAAAAAUGGCCUUACUUAAAGCAUUCGCCACUGGGUAAUGUGAAGUACACUGAAGACCUAACGUUUGAAGAAUAUUGCAGUAAAGCAUUAUCAAAGUUAAAUAUGACAUUAAACUUUUCAGAAAAUAGUAAAGAAGAAACUGAGAAAGAUCUGUCUCAGUGGAAAAACGUCGUUAUGUUUUAUUCUUUGCGUUUGUUAUUGGCGCCGUUAAUAGAGUCACUAAUUCUCCUUGAUCGAUUACUAUAUAUUCUAGAACAUGAUGCCUAUGCUACACUCGUGCCUCUUUUUGAUCCGCUAUUAUCUCCCAGAAACUGUGUUCUAAGUGCCUACAAAAAAACCGACUAAUCGCAAGGAAAACUGCCCAUAUCCAUGUAAAGAAUGAAAUUACUAAUGAGUAGAGUAAUUGUGUCUUUAAAAGUAUCUUAAACAACUUCUGUUGCUAUUAUUGUUUAAAAUAAAGUUUAUUGGUGUAUAAAAAGAAUAUUAAU